Molecule: messenger RNA, 756 nt
Organism: Drechmeria coniospora
Lineage: Eukaryota; Fungi; Ascomycota; Sordariomycetes; Hypocreales; Ophiocordycipitaceae
Product: proteasome component Y13
Exons: 4
Coding region: 1-756 (251 amino acids)
Biological process (GO): ubiquitin-dependent protein catabolic process
Cellular component (GO): nucleus; cytosol; proteasome core complex, alpha-subunit complex
Source: RefSeq, a predicted model, not a curated record
AUGUCUCGCCGCUACGAUUCUAGAACAACCAUCUUCUCACCGGAAGGUCGGCUGUAUCAAGUCGAGUACGCUCUCGAGGCCAUCUCCCACGCCGGCACCGCCAUCGGCAUCCUCGCCAAGGAUGGCAUCGUCCUCGCCGCCGAACGCAAGGUCACCUCCAAGCUGCUGGAACAAGACACUUCGGCGGAGAAGCUCUACGUUCUGAACGACAACAUGAUCUGCGCCGUCGCCGGCAUGACGGCCGACGCGAACAUCCUCAUCAACUUCGCCCGCCAAGCCGCCCAGCGCUACCUACUCACCUACAACGAAGAUAUCCCCUGCGAGCAGCUCGUACGUCGGCUCUGCGACCUGAAACAAGGAUACACGCAACACGGCGGCUUGCGACCCUUUGGAGUCUCCUUCAUCUACGCCGGCUGGGACCCGCGGAGGCAGUUCCAACUCUACCUCAGCAACCCAUCGGGCAACUACGGCGGAUGGAAGGCGACGAGCGCCGGUGCCAACAACGCAAGCGCCCAGAGCUUGCUCAAGCAAGACUACAAGGAGGAUUGCACCCUGGACGAGGCCUGCGUCAUGGCCGUCAAGGUGCUGAGCAAGACGAUGGACUCGACCAAGCUGAGCAGCGAGAAAAUCGAAUUCGCCACGGUCGGCCAAACCGACGACGGCAAGAUCUACCACCGACUAUGGAGCGCCGACGAGAUUACGGCCUUGCUGAAGGAGCACGACCUGGCCAAGACGGAUGAUGCCGAGGACAAGUAG